Molecule: messenger RNA, 3459 nt
Organism: Laetiporus sulphureus 93-53
Lineage: Eukaryota; Fungi; Basidiomycota; Agaricomycetes; Polyporales; Laetiporaceae
Product: kinesin-domain-containing protein
Exons: 3
Coding region: 90-3245 (1051 amino acids)
Biological process (GO): microtubule-based movement
Molecular function (GO): ATP binding; microtubule motor activity; microtubule binding
Source: RefSeq, a predicted model, not a curated record
GCUCGCCCACCCGACACACUCCUCGCCCGACACGUCCGCAGCUUCAUUCCACGGGAGAACACAGGUCACGGAGAGGGAAAGAUACAGACAUGGUCGCUGCAGGGUCCAUAACGGUUGCAGUCCGCGUUCGCCCACCAACGUCGUGGGAGGCAGCUCGGCUACCUCAGGCAACAUACGACAGUUGCAUACGGAGCGAUGGCGCGCUGUCCACGCCGGCAAAGUCAGUGACCAACUCCGCGCCGCUCCGAGGAGUCGUCCAGAUAGUCGACGACCGCGUUCUCACGUUUGAUCCUGACGAGAAAGACCCUUCAAGAUCAUUCGUGGAGAGAGGCUUUAUGCCUCCCGGCACCAAAAGAUAUAAGGACAGGCGCUUCAUAUUCGACCGAGUCUUCGACCAUCAAGCACGACAGGAGGAUGUAUACCGUGGCACAGCUAAACCUCUUCUGAGCAAUCUCUUGGAUGGAUUCAAUACUACCAUAUUUGCGUAUGGUGCUACGGGAUGCGGCAAGACACACACGAUCAGUGGCACAGAUGCCGACCCAGGCAUUAUCUAUCUUACCAUGUCGGACUUGUUCCAACGAAUAGACGACCGCAGAGACGACCACAUAGUCGACGUGGUCGUCACCUUCCUGGAGAUCUACAACGAGGAGAUCCGCGAUCUCCUCGCAGAGCCGGGCACGCCGCUGCAUCGGGGGGGCCUUCAAAUCCGCGAGGACAAGACCGUGAAGGUUGUUGGCCUUACUGAGCUUCGACCAAAAAACGCGGACGAAGUGAAGGAGAUCGUGCUUCUUGGUAACUCCCGCCGGACACAAUCACCAACACACGCGAACGAGACUUCUUCGCGGUCGCAUGCUGUUCUGCAAGUACACAUUACUCAGGCACCGCGUACAGCGAGCAUCACUGAGCAACGCACGAUGGCCACAUUGUCUAUCAUCGACCUUGCAGGCAGCGAACGUGCUGCAGCUACGACCAACAUGGGCCAGCGCAUGGUGGAGGGAGCGAAUAUCAACAAGUCAUUACUCGCGCUUGGAAAUUGCAUUAAUGCUUUAUGUGAAAGUGGUGGUGCCCUCCGUCACAUCCCAUACCGUAACAGCAAGCUCACGCGUCUCCUCAAGUUUUCCCUCGGCGGUAACUGCAAGACUAUCAUGAUCGUCUGCAUUGCUCCGACCUCCCUCCAUUUUGACGACACGCAGAACGCACUGGUUUAUGCUGAACGUGCGACCAGGAUCAAGACGAAGGUCGUCACCCGUAACGUCGUGAACGUCGAUCGCCACGUGGGCCAGUAUGUGGAGGCAAUCAACCGUCUCAAUUUGGAGGUUGCGGAGCUGAAGCAAAAGCUUACUGGCAAGCGAGAUUCCGAGGUCGAGAGGGAGAGACGUAAGAAACGGGACGCCGCGGAAGAAAUUGCGAAAUCCAAGCGAGAUAUGCAGCAGAAGGCCGAACAAAUGCAAUCAUCCAUCAUAGACGGUGCAAGCUGUGCAAGCAAAAUCGCGAUCGCUGAGGCCAAGCUCCGAGUUAUCCGUUCCCGCCUCGCCCAGUUGGAUGCCCUGGCUUCAUCGCCGGCUUCUCUAUCAACCGACUUACAGGCAGAGCGACAGCUGCUGAAGGCACUCGCUCAACCAGAGGAAGAGGUCGUGAAGACUCACUCGCCGCUGAAUGUGCGAGUGCAACGGUCCAACAACUCUGAUGCCAUGUUCGACGCGACUCUUCGUGCAGUCAGCGAGCGACGAUCGGACCAGCUUGACGAAUAUGCGGUUGACAACGUCAAGCUAGACGCUCGAUGGCGUAAGGCCGAGAUGGAACGUGCUAAAGCAGAGACCGGCCAGGGGGUUCUGCGAGAAGCAAUCACCAACCAAGCUGAGUCCAUUGUGAGCCUUAUCGGCUUGGUGAGCCGAUACACCGUGACGUUGGGAGAUGCGAGCCGCCUCUUAAGUACAGCUGUUGCGGAAGGACGAGAUGGUCUGGAUGCGACCGCCAAAGCUGUAGCGAUGUCUCUCAAGAACAUCUCGGAUAGCAACGACAAGGCCUUCCAGGAACUAGUAGGCCACUCCAUUGCUGCCUAUACGAUGGGAGCGAACCCUUCAGCUCCAUCGUCGCUCGAGGCGUUCAAGAAGUAUCCUUCGGGUCUCGGUCUUGGUCGGGCUUCGAUUGCGCCUGCAACUUCGCAGCCUGCGAAGGCUCGAGUAUCACUGUCCAGGCGUUCUGCAUCAUAUGGGUCGGCGCUUCCGGCAUCUCCGCUACGGAAAGCACACAAGAGCCCACGAAAGUCCCUUCGUUCGAGUAUGGCCGCGUCUUUGCCCUACAGGCGUACGUCCGGCCCAGACAAGGGCAAGAAGAAAGGCGUUCAGUGGCGAGAUGAAGUCGGCCAAGGCGAUCUCGAUGACGGCGGUCUAGGUGUCCCAGCGCCGCUUAUCAGGGUGUCAGGCUCCAACCAAAGUAUUUCAUUAUCAGCGUCUGGUUCAGAACUAGCCUCUACAUCUACGCGCAGCACGUCGAAGGCUGGCUCGGAGAGUGAAUGGGAAGACGACAAGACGGAGGAGAGCAUGAGCGGCAGCUUUACCCGUAACCCAUUUUUAGAUUCCUCUGCAGGAUCGUCAUCUGGCAGUGCUAUUCGCAAGAGACCUCGGGCCAGCCGUUUAGACCCAGGCUUCCUCAAGCCUAAGUCAACGGGUACGGCCCUUGACAGUCUAGCAGAGAAUGACGAAGAACUUACAGCGAUUCAGCCGACACCCACCAAACAUCGCAUGUCACCUUUGGGGGACCGCAACAUGAACCGAGGUCCUUCACCUGAUGGGUCGUCAAGCAGUUCGAGCACGUUGGGUCCUCUGCACAGUUCCAAGAGCCACGACCGCCCGCACGGUAGUCCAGCUAAGCGGAUGUCUUUGACUCCGAAAUCUGUCGGUCUCAACAAGAAUACUAGCAGAAGACGCUCAGUCAUCGGGCCCUUGCGCAAUGAUAGGCCACGGAGGCGGACAAGUAUGAUCCCACAGCUGUCCCCACCUGACAGAGAUUCCAACGACUCGGGAAACAGCUCGCAGUUCUUUUCAAAUAGCUUGAAUGGCGGUACACGCAGAGUGCUCAUGAGUACGGGCGAGCGGUCGCCUGCCAAGAGGUCAAAGAGGAUGUCGCUGCUGUCUGUCUCAUCAAACAGGCUGGCCGCAUCUGCGCGGCUGAAACUCCCUGAUGCCAACAGCAGCUCUGAGAUUAGCUUCAACAAGUCCAGUGGACGACCAUUGUGGAGGUGAAGGCUGCUUAUAGGAACGAUAAUCAUGUACUGUCAUAAACUCGAUCUGUACGACUUUUUGUUUACCGUGUUCUGAUAACCAUGUUGUCCGCUCCGGCUUCACUAUUUAUGUUCUGCGAUGUCCUGCAUGAUAUUACAUGUCACGUCCCGUCUUUUUUCUCAACAUUGUACCAUAUAUGAUACAUCCUAUAUUUGAUCUUCGUUGUCGGACAGCC